CGAUCAGUGCAAACAUUGCAAAGCAAACAAAGGAUUCCCGCCAGAUGACACGGCUGUUUGUUUUAUUUUGUAUGCGAUUUUGGCACCACUCGUCGAGCGUCACUCAAGCUCGAGCUCUCGAGUCUCGACCUGCGAACACCAUGAUUUGAUGGUUAAUAUGGUCAUCAGCUAGGUAUAAAAAAUUUUUGAACACACAUAUAUACAUAUAUGUAUAUUAUUCUGACGAAAAAGUUGACAAAAUAGACAUCAUUUAUUGUUAUCAUUGGCAACAACAAUGCAAUAUCAUCGUUGAAUGGUUUGAAACACGAUCUUGGUUUACUUAACUGAGUUUUUGUGAAAAGAUAUAUUGACAGACAAGUUACUGUUUAUCUUCUAAUAUAUUUUUGCUAACGUGUCAUCCGGUAAGAUAUUAAGACGUUGAAUCCAGGCUGCUUGGAAAAGAUUUACUACUCAUUUUUUGUCAAGAUCAUGUCAAGGAUAGUAAUGUUCAGAUGAUUUAGAGAAACUGAGUGCAGUGUGAUAAUAUCAAAAUUAGUGAUUUACAUUGGAAUUUUUUUCUAUAUUGUCUAUAGUAACUACCUAAUAGACUACUGCUAAACAACCCUACUGCUGCACAUUGUAUUGUAUAAAUUUCAUUAGCCCAAAAAUUAAAAGGAUUUAAAAAAUGCCACAUCCUAGCAUAAACAAAAAUGAGUCAACUGACUCUGAAUCCAACAUGUCUAGUACAUUAUCUUCAAGAAAUAAUAUUAAAUUUUCUGUCAAAAAAAUUCUAUAUGAAAAUGAGAAUCAAAGAAGAGAAAAGGUAAAAAGAAUUGUUGAAUUGAAAAGACAAGAAAUGGAAAAGAAACAAAAGGAUUUACAAUCACAGUUAUCUAAAAUUUUUUAUCAAAAAGCUAUUCAACGUGAGAAAGAAAUUGCUGAGAGACUAGCUAGCUUAGAAAUGAAAGAAGAACAGUUAGAACGUCAGCUUGAAAUUGAUAGAAAAAAUGAGGUGCAGAGACAAAGAAUCAAAGAAAGUGAUGAAAUUUCAAAACAAAUAUUACCAUUUCAAGAAAUUUUGUAUGCCAAGUGGACAGAUAUCAUUAAUACUUUAAAGUCUUGCCAAGAUAAAAAUUCAGCUGCAAUGUUAUUAAAUCAAUAUAGUUCUAGGUUGAAAGAGUUAAAUUUACAGAUGGAAACAAUCAAUGAAAAAGUAAAAAAUGGAACUCUAACUCUAGCUGAUGUUAAAAUGGCAGAAAUUAUUGCUGGGUACAGUAAUGAAAUUUGCUUAUUAUUCAAAGGUGACAUAGAUGAGAUUGAUGCUCUUUGUGAACAAGAAAUAGAACGAAAUGAAAAAAACUUAUUAGAAGCAAAUUUAUCUGCUGAAAGUGACACUCAAAAAAUUGAACCAGUACAAGAUUUAGAACAGCAAAAUAUAAAUACUGUACAUCCAGAUGCAAACAAUGGUAACAUUGAUCAUGUUUUUGUUCAACAAUCACCCGAAACUGUCAGUGAAAGCUUGCCAGAUAAUUCUAUUGCAGUUUCUGAAAACAUAGUUGCAUCUAUACCAGCUGAAGUACCAUCUGAACAGAAAGUAGAUGAGACACUUAAACAGGCAGAAGAUGUAUCUUUACAGAUUUAUUUACAAAGUUGUCAGUUCCUGAGAGAUUAUAAUUUGUUAUAUCAAGAUUUUGCACAAUCUAUUGCAACGAAAAAAUUUAAGUUUGAGUGUCAAAAAUCACUGAAUCUAGCAGUUAAUGCUAUAUCUCAUGCCAGCCGAGAACAAUUAGUUGAUAAAUUUGAAAGAUUAAAAGCUUUCUUGUUGGGAAAAGGCACACCAAAUAUUUCAUCAAAUCCUCAAGCUCAGUACUACUCAAAGUGCCUUUUAGCACAAAAGAUUGUUGAACAAGGAGACACAUCAAUUUCAAGUAAACCUGAAUUAGCUUUUCCAUUUGCUGCUAUAGCUGUAGCAUUAUGGAAUGAUUGGCCAGAUUUUGGUGAUCUUCUAUUAGCAUUCUUUAGGACAAAGUGUCCAUUUUUUAUUCCUUUACUUUUACACCCUGAACCAAAUCAGUCAGAGGAAAUUUAUAUCAAAUUGAUUGGUUGGAAAUGUACUGAAGAUGGUGAACUUGAGAAACCUGAACAAUAUUGGAAGAGAAUAGGAGGAAUGAUGUAUCUUUAUGCAUCAAUAAUAGUGACAAAACAACGACAAAGCGUAAAUAAACCUCAUCCACAUGGACUUGCACAUGCAUGGAGAUGGCUUGCAGCUACUUUGAAUAUUGAGCCCACUUGUGAUACUGCAGAUAUAUUCGCUACAUUAAUAUUCACAAUGCUUGAAGUAGCUGGAAAUGAUUUGUGGAAAACAUAUCCAAAUCAGUUUCCUAAAGUAUUGCUAGUACUUAAAAAUGUAUAUUUCCAAAAAUUGAAUAAUUUUGAUUCUGUUGUAAAGGCUCCAGUCAUACGGUUGGGUGAGUUGAUAGAAUCAGCUUUAAAAAAUUCUCAUAUACCACCACCUAAAGGACAGUUACCACCUGGUUUCUGGUAGUAAAAAUUAGAUAAAUAAAUAGAUAAAAAUGUCUAAUAUCAUAGAAAGGUGUGUAAAUUUUUUAUAGCAAAAUGUACAUAGAAACCUUUCCUAGCAAGUUUGAAACUGGAAAUUAAAAGAAUAUUAAAAUAUAUAAAUACUGGAAGUUUUUCUUUAAGCUUGUUUAAUGUAGUAUAAUAAAAUCUGUCAUUGUCAUGUGUAUAUAAUUAAUGGAUAAGUGAUAGAAAAAUCUUUGUAAUGAAUUUUUAU
Phymastichus coffea is the source of this 2773-nucleotide messenger RNA. It is a transcript of the gene Gle1, whose product is annotated as mRNA export factor Gle1. Lineage: Eukaryota; Metazoa; Arthropoda; Insecta; Hymenoptera; Eulophidae. Gene Ontology annotation, cellular component: nuclear pore cytoplasmic filaments; nuclear pore; cytoplasm. Bases 665 to 2524 code for a protein of 619 amino acids. Gene Ontology annotation, molecular function: translation initiation factor binding; phospholipid binding; inositol hexakisphosphate binding. Gene Ontology annotation, biological process: poly(A)+ mRNA export from nucleus; regulation of translational termination; regulation of translational initiation. The record is from RefSeq and is a predicted model, not a curated record. The transcript is spliced from 3 exons.